Messenger RNA from Halteromyces radiatus, 1284 nucleotides. RefSeq names its product pyridoxal phosphate-dependent transferase. The transcript is spliced from 7 exons. The coding region runs from base 1 to 1284 and encodes 427 amino acids. Lineage: Eukaryota; Fungi; Mucoromycota; Mucoromycetes; Mucorales; Cunninghamellaceae. The record is from RefSeq and is a predicted model, not a curated record. Gene Ontology annotation, molecular function: pyridoxal phosphate binding; transaminase activity. Gene Ontology annotation, biological process: biosynthetic process; amino acid metabolic process.
AUGCAAGAUCAAGGUUCAAUUAGUAGUCGAUUAUCUCAGCGUGCUUUGGAUAGUUUAGCAGCACCAGUACCAUUACGCGCCAAAUUGAUUCGGGCAUUACCUGAACUUUAUCAUCCAACUUUGAAUCCUACUGGUGCCAUCAAUAUGGGACUAGCUCACAAUGAUCUUAUGCAAAAGGAUAUAAUGGAAAAGCUAUCAACUUGUUUGGAAUUUCAGACUUCGGAUUUGGAAUAUGGAGAUCCUCAUGGAUCAAGGGUAUUACGUGGAUUAGUAGCUGAUUUAAUGAAUCGACAUUUCAAUCCGGUGAUUCCUUUACAUUUUCGCAAUAUUACCGUGGUACCUGGAGCUGGUGCAGCUGUAUGGCAACUAGUACAAUCAUUGGCUGAUCCUGGAGAUAGUGUGAUGGUGCUGGCACCUUAUUAUGGUAACUUUGAUUUGGAUGUAUGUGUCAGUACAGGUGUCAAAUUGAUUCCUAUUUAUCCUCAUCAUUCUAUGGAUGGUGGUAUUGAUAUGGAUUUGCUGAAUUCUACAAAGAUAAUUGGUACAAAAUGCAAAGUUUUAUUGAUUACCAAUCCACGGAAUCCUCAUGGCUGUUGUUAUUCUGUAAAGGAUAUGAAACAUUUAUUGACAUUUGCAUCAAAACAUUCCUUGCAUGUGAUUUUUGAUGAAGUAUAUGGAUUAUCGACAUUUAAUCCAAUUCCUGGAACAGAAUCAAGUUUAUUUGAACCUUUUACUUCGGUGCUUAGCAUUGCUAAUAUUGAACAAUGGAUUGCUCCUCAAUUGGUACAUGUAGUUUAUGGUAUGUCUAAAGACUUUUGUUUGAAUGGAUUACGACUUGGUUUUAUAGUAGAUCAGUACAAUGCUGAUUUAAGGUCUGCUGUUACUCUUAGUUCUAUGUUUGGAUAUAUGUCUACAUUGAAUGAUCGACUUGUUUGUAAUUUAUUAAAAGACACAACUUGGAUAGAUUGGUUUGUCAAUACGAAUCGACAAAGACUUUAUAAAGCUUAUGAAUUAACAACCAAGUAUUUGGAACAAUUGGGUAUUGAAUACAUUCCAUCUGGGGUCGGUCCUUUUAUAGUAGUCAAGAUUGAUCGGUUAUUCAAGAAUCACGGGCAAGAAAUUAGUUUUGAAAUAGAAGAAGCGAUUUGGGAAACAGCAUUACUAAAUGGUGUAUAUAUAGCACAAGGAUAUGUUUUUCAUUGUUUGGAACCUGGUUAUUUUAGAUUGACUUAUAGUUUAGAAUGGGAUCAUAACAACUUGCAUAUGUUGUGGGGCACAAGUUGA